This is a messenger RNA of Carlito syrichta (Philippine tarsier), 1555 nucleotides long. It is a transcript of the gene LYAR, whose product is annotated as Ly1 antibody reactive. Bases 182 to 1369 code for a protein of 395 amino acids. Gene Ontology annotation, molecular function: DNA binding. NCBI's taxonomy places the organism in Eukaryota, Metazoa, Chordata, Mammalia, Primates, Tarsiidae. The record is from RefSeq and is a predicted model, not a curated record. The transcript has 9 exons. Gene Ontology annotation, biological process: rRNA processing; negative regulation of transcription by RNA polymerase II. Gene Ontology annotation, cellular component: nucleolus.
UUCCGCGCCAGGAAGCCCGGGAACUUGCGGCUGCGGCGCCGGCGGGUGGCGGCGCUUCCACGUGCUCCCCGCGGCGGGUUGAAACCGUUGGCGGGCGCUGGCCGAGAGGCGAGAGGCGGCGGCCCGGAGGACAAGCUUAAAACCCGUCUUGAAUAGAGACUGUUUAACCAGUUAGCUAAAAAUGGUGUUUUUUACGUGCAAUGCGUGUGGUGAAUCGGUGAAGAAAAUCCAAGUGGAAAAACACGUGUCUGUUUGCAGAAGCUGUGACUGCCUUUCGUGCAUUGACUGCGGGAAAGACUUCUGGGGCAACGACUAUAGAAACCAUGUGAAAUGCAUACGUGAAGAUCAGAAGUAUGGUGGCAAAGGCUAUGAAGGUAAAACCCACAAAGGCGAUAUUAAACAGCAGGCGUGGAUUCAGAAAAUUAAUGAAUUAAUAAAGAGACCCAAUGUUAGCCCCAAAGUGAGAGAACUUUUAGAGCAAAUCAGUGCUUUUGACAACGUUCCCAGGAAAAAGGCAAAGUUUCAGAAUUGGAUGAAGAAUAGUUUAAAAGUUCAUAAUGAAUCCAUUCUGGAGCAGGUGUGGAAUAUCUUUUCUGAGGCAUCCAGCAAUUUUAGUAAGGGACCGGUCGAUAAGGGACAGGAUCACCAGUCGUGCAACCAAGUGGCAAACCUGCAUGCAGACGUCUCUGUCAAGGCUCCAUCCUCCAAAGGGAAUGGCACCCUAGAAGAGCAGUCGGAGGUGAAGAAGAAUAAGAGAGAGAGGAAGGAGGAAAGGCAGAAGAACAGGAAAAAAGAAAAGAAGGAGCUAAAACUGGAUAAUAGCCAAGAAAACCCGAAGAAUCAGAAGCUUGGGAAGCAAAAGAGGGCACAGGAGGCUGCCCUUAAGGCUGUUGGGGAGGAAACCCCGGAGGCCAACGGCACGGCAGGGAAGAAGAGCAAGAAGAAGCGCCAGGGCAAGCCUGCAGGGGGUGAGCGGGUGACUGGAGGCCAGGGCCCUGAGGAAGACGCCGGCAGGGAAGAGACCGGAGUGGGUGCAGGCAAGCGGAAGCGGAAGCACGCGGAAGUUGAAACAGAGUCUAAGAAGAAAAAGAUGAAGUUCCCAGAAAAUUCUGAGGGCAGAGAAGAAGGCUUCCAGGCUCCUGCAAAAGGCAAAUUCAACUGGAAGGGAACUAUUAAAGCAAUUCUGAAACAGACCCCGGACAACGAAAUAGCACUCAAAAAGCUAAGGAAAAAGGUUUUAACUCAGUAUUACACAGUGACAAAUGAACAUCACAAAUCCGAAGAGGAACUCCUGGUUGUCUUUAACAAGAAAAUCAGCAAGAACCCCACCUUUAAGUUAUUAAAGGACAGAGUCAAGCUUGUAAAAUGAACAUUUCUGUGUUUUAAAACUGAAUCCAUUCUGUUGACUUCUUUCUUUCACUGCUGUUGUAAAAUAUGUAACGAAUCAUAACAACUCAAACUUUGUCUUCUGUAGCUGUAUUUUAAGUUAAGGAAAAAUAUAUUUUUGGUAAAACUUCUAUGAAAAAAUAAAAUAUAUUAUUACCCCAAAUUCUAA